AUUAUAUUACGGGAUGUUUAUUUUACUAAAGCUGGCACAACAAAUCUCACGAAAUUUAAUUUUGGUGAUAUCCCGUUAUCAAAAUCGCGAAAACCGUACCAGUCCCAUGUGUCGACACGAAUCGCUGAUUGUACACUGCUUCCGCCGCGUUACACCGUCCAGUUACGGUCCGUGCUUACCUGCGGCUACUGUUCUUUUUCGUGUUUAUCUUACCGCUCGAAUGUAAAUAUUAUUAUUAUGUUUUUGCAACGCGGGUUGACGAUAAGUGGUGACGACACGUUGUUUUGAAAAUCAACCAUUUACUUUCGCUCCCUUUUCUCACGCGUACGAACGUCGCAGCGUUGCGUCUGCCGACCGAGGGCACGUCGUCGUAUUAUCGCGUAAUCGCAAGUGCUGGUGUAAUGCCGGGCGUAGUGAGCAGUGCCCGCGGAUCCGAUGGAGGUCAGAAAUCAAUCUAAACUCAAAUGUAACUCAUUGGAGUCAAAAAAUUUAAAUUAGGUGGUUUAAAAUUAUAUUAUUUGUUGAAAUCAUAUAAAAUAUGGUUUCUUUAAAUAUUAAUGACUUCAAAGCAAGAUUAAAGUAGAAAACUCCUUAAACAGAUUUCUUAUUUUGGGAUGGUACUAGAGCCGAAAAGGGAGGCUAACACUGAUGGAAUCGAAAAUAGAAUUCAAAAUAAAGGAGUUUUCUAUACAUGUAACGAAAACCACAAAAAAGAUUACGUUCGCAUUAAAAUUGACAUGCCUCCAGCUAAUGGUCAUUUAAAUGAAAGACAAAGACAACCAUUGUUGGGCUUAUGUAAACAGGUGACAUCAGCUGUAAGUAAUGGUAUUGGUUGGGAACCGAGAAAUGACAAUAUUGAUGUAAAUGGAGAAAAUCGUGAGCAUCAACAGCCUGUUAUGGGUCAUAUACACCAAACCUUAGCAGACAACAAACAUCAGUUAGAUGGUGGGGUGUCAUCUACUGGAAAUGAUGGGUUUAAUCACAAAUAUCUCAAUAACAAUGCCAAUGGAACAGCUGUGCACAUUGAUAUGCCAAAUAAUGUUAAUCCACCACCAUCAAAUGAUAAAAUUAGAAUCCCACAAGAGAAAUUCAAGACUUUUGUUGCGUUAAUAUUGUUGAUCAUGAAUUUUUUGAUCACUACUACAUCUUUAGCUGUUGUCCACGAAAGAGUACCUGAUCGUAAUUUGUACAAACCAUUACCAGAUACAUUUUUAGAUGCUGUACCUGCUCGAGACUGGGCUCUAGAUGUAUCUGAAGUAUUUAUUAUUAUCAGCACAAAUUUGUCACUGUUAAUUAUUGCCAGUCAUAAGUAUAGGUUUAUUGUUUUACGUAGACUGAUGUUUAUGCUGUCCCUUCUUUAUCUACUUCGAUCUGUUACUAUGUUUGUAACUGUAUUGCCCAUAUCUAGUACUACCUAUUAUUGUUCUCCCAAAUCCAACUCUACUAGUCCAGAACAGAUCGCUAAACGUGUAUUCCAGUUGUUUUCUGGUUUUGGCUUGUCAAUCAAUGGCAAACAUACAUUUUGUGGCGAUUAUAUGUAUAGUGGACAUACUACAAUUUUGGUGAUGAGCUACUUAAUCAUUGUUGAAUAUUCCCCCAGACGUUGGUAUCUACUUCAUUGGGCAUCAUGGUUAAUGGGAGCUGUUGGAGUAUUAAUGGUACUCAUUGCACACGGUCACUAUACUAUUGAUGUGAUUAUCGCAUAUUUAGUUACUACUCGACUGUUUUGGAUAUAUCACACAUUGGCCAAUAAUGUUUAUCUGAAACAUUCCAGUUCUAAUAACUACUUAGCUCGAUCUUGGUGGUUUUGGCUAUUCAAAUAUUUUGAAGGAAAUAUAAAUGGUCCAAUACCUCGCCAAUAUGAUUGGCCUUUACCAUGGCCUCAACAUUUUACAACAGCAAAAUAUCGAAAUCGAGAUAGUUAGCCCAGGUUGCGAAUCUCAUCCAUAAAAAAAUGUUCCUUGGCUGUAAAAUAAUAAUUAAAUAAAAUAAUAUCACCAACCAAUCAACAUUUCCAUAUUCAUAACUAUUCCUAUUUUCUUUGAUGCCUGUGUGUAUGUGUAUGUAUGUAUGUGUGCGUAAAUGCGUGUGUG
This is a messenger RNA of Sipha flava (yellow sugarcane aphid), 2093 nucleotides long. RefSeq names its product phosphatidylcholine:ceramide cholinephosphotransferase 2-like. The coding region runs from base 615 to 1925 and encodes 436 amino acids. The record is from RefSeq and is a predicted model, not a curated record. Gene Ontology annotation, biological process: ceramide biosynthetic process; sphingomyelin biosynthetic process. NCBI's taxonomy places the organism in Eukaryota, Metazoa, Arthropoda, Insecta, Hemiptera, Aphididae. Gene Ontology annotation, cellular component: Golgi membrane; endoplasmic reticulum membrane. The transcript has 8 exons. Gene Ontology annotation, molecular function: ceramide cholinephosphotransferase activity; sphingomyelin synthase activity.